UUUAAACUUUAACAUGUUUUAAAAAUUAUCCUUCCUAAAUACCCUUUUAUAAACUGAAGAUGCGAGAUUACGAACAUAUGUCCAUUAAUGUAACAUACGUAUAUAGGAUAUAUGUCUGUAUAUUUUGUAUGAAUAGUAAUCGGCAAAGGUUUAAGUCGCAUUUAGAAAUCGAAAAACGCGGCUGAGUUGGAUAAACCAAGAUUACUGUUCAACCACUUGAUUAAUGCAACAUAUGAUGGAUUUUCCACAAAAUUAUUCAGAUAGUGAAGAUUCUUUAAAAUUUUCUCUCUUAUUAGAAAAAUUACUCACGUUAACUCAAUCCAGAAUUUGUGAUAGAAAGUUACUGAAUGGAUUCUUCAAAAAUAUUAAUGAAAUAGAUUAUAGAAAAUUUGUCAUACAAGAUAAAAGUGCUAUUAUGCUGCUAGUCAAUCAGCUAUGUUUAAUUAUACAACCUAGUGAAGUUCCUUUAGUUAUUGGAUGCUCGCAGUUUUUAGUAAAUUUGAUAAAACGAGGUAUUACACUACAAGGUAGAACUUUUACAGCGUGCAAAAGGUGGGUUCUAGAAAGUCUAGAAUUUUCCGAUUCAAUGGCUGCACCUGAUAUACUUUGUGCUUUGCAAAGUCUUCUAUUAACUGGACCAUUUGAUAGCAUAAUUCAGGAUCUUAGAAAAUUACUUGGAGGAAAUUCAAUUUUAUUGAAAUAUGUUUAUCCCCACAAUGAGCAAUGGAACGAAGAAAAAUUCUUAGCUUUAAGUUGUUUAAAAGCUAUUUUAAUUAAUAUGGAAUCAAAUGAAAGUUCAAUUUCUCUAGAAUUUUUAACAAUUAUUAAAACAAUAGCUUUCCAGACAUUGAGUAAAAUGUCUUAUGAAGAUUUAGAUAAAUUGUAUUUUAAUAAGAUGGCAAGUCAGUGCUUACGAAUUUUAAAUAAUGUUCUUGUUGAAAAAUCAAACUCUGAUAAUAUGGACGUCAUCGGUGAAUUUCUAGGUAUAAUCCAAGUUUAUCUUUUUCAUGGAAUUGUUGGAUAUCCUAAUAUAAUACCACAAUUAUUGCGGCCAUCCACAAUGAAUUUACCAGAUAUAACACAUCCUAUUCAGAAAAGAAAAUACUUUAGAAAUCACAAAACUAAAACUAAACGACAAUCUUCAAAGAAAAUUACUACUGAAAAUAAAAAUAAUAUUUCUUUAGAAACUAAAGUACCUUUCAAAUAUUCCAGUGAUUCAGAUACUUCAGAUACUGAAAAUAAAAAUAUUAUUCAAUCAGAGUCUAAAGUUCGCUUGGAAGCAGCACAUUUAUUAAGUACUCUAGUUGAGCAGUCACAAAAUCGUGAACUUUUUGGAUAUUGGACACAAAUAGUUGCUAGCGGAUCAAGAACGGAUGCCAGAGUAUUGACAAGAUGCAUUUUACGCGAGCCACUGUCUAAAAUUAGACAGAUAGCUCUUAUUACACUUAAUGAUUUAUUAAUAGGAGCUAGGAUGUUCCUGACUCACGCAGAAGAUAAUGAACAAAUGUCUUUCGUCACAUUUUUUGGAAUGCUCAGUUCUGUAAUAAAGGAAAUACAUUUCACAUUAUCUCUUCUAUUAAGUACAGAAAGAAAUGUUGUUGUAUUAACCCAAGGUUUGAAAUGUGCAGCUGCUCUCAUACAAGGCACACCGUAUUCCAGACUUAAAUCUGGACUGGCUACUAAAUUAAUUAGAAAUUGCAGAAAUCAUUUGUUACAUAAACAUCCCACAGUUCGAGUAGCAGCACUUGCUGUUUUUGAAACAUUGGCUUUAUCUGAACCAAUUACACCAGAAAUUUUUAAUAUUCUUGCAAAAUCUUUAAAUGUUGAUACAGACACAGAAUUUUCUAAUUCCGAUUUUAAUACUACAAAUGAAACUGAAACUGAAGUAAUUUUUGAUGACUUUGAUGAAAAUAUUAAAAACAUUGAUUUUAAUACAGAUGAUAAUACUCAAGAUAUACAAAUAAGUGCUUUAGUUCAAGUUUGUCUUAAAACUAUUUCAAAUGAAACUGCAAAUGAACCAGUUAGACUGCAGUCAUUGAAAUUAUUGGGAACACUAGCUUUUAAUGCAAGUAGUCUAAUUUUUCCACAUAUUAAAUUAAUUGUUGGAACUUUAAUUGAAAUAACUAAAGAGCAAGAGGCACAAGUUGUAUUUCAUGCUUGUCGUGUCUUGGAAAUUAUUGCAGGACGUUUAGCAGAUUUAAAAUCUGAUGAUGUAUGUAAAUUUUGGAAUAUUACAUUCAAUCCUAUUAUUUCAUUGGUACAACAUACCCAAACUAGUUUGCGAGAAGUAGCAUGUGACUGUUUAGGGAAUAUUGGCGCUGAAAUGUUUGCCCAACUACCAAGAGACAAAAGCAUAAUGAUAAUUACAGUACUUUUCGGAGCAAUACAAGAUGAUGAAAGCGCAGUCAGAGCUGCUAGUUUACGUGCCUUAGGACUAUUGGUAUCUUUAUCAUCUUUAGAAGAAGAUACUGGAUUCCUUAUGGAUUUAACAGAUAUAACUUGUACAGCUUCUGAAGAUCGAAAUCUCGGAGUAAGAGUUAAAGCUGCUUGGGCUUUAGCUAGUCUUUGUGACUGUUUAGUUAAACGAGAAAGCAACUCAGAAGUUGAACCGGUACCUUUGGAUAUUGUAUUACCAAAACUUUAUAAGACCAGCAUUAAAUCAGCUCAAGAUAAUGAGAAAGUUAAAUGUAAUGCAGUUAGAGCAAUAGGAAAUAUUAUGUAUUUAUGUAAAAAAAAAUCAAUUCUAGAAGAUACUUUAUCUGGCCUUAAUGCUGUGCUUAACUGUGCUGCAACCGGAAAUGAUAUGAAGGUAAGAUGGAAUGCAUGUCGAGCUAUUGGUACAAUUUUAAGUCGUAAUCCAGAUACAGUAUUACCAACACUAUGGAAAGAUAAAGUUUUUCCAGUAUUAUGUGAUUUAGUAUGCAAUAGUCCAAAUUUUAAAGUACGUACAAAUGCAGCUUGGGCUCUAUCAGUUUGUGAAUCUUAUGAUAAAUAUAUAGUUAGAUUAUGGAAAAGUAUAAUGUUAGGACUUGAAAAUUCACAACAUGUACCUAGUUAUGUUGAAUAUCCUCAUAGAGAUGCUCUUGUACAACAGCUUUGUCUUACACUUUGUCACUUGGCGGUUUAUACUGAAAUAUCAGAAUUGGAAUCAUUAUGGAUAGAAAUAAAGGAUCAUUUUGACGAUAUUAUUUAUCAUAUUAAACAAUUUCAAGAGCAUGUAUUACCAGAAAAAGCUGGAGAUCUAAUGAAGGCUAAACUACAAUUUACUUUAUUUGCUCAGCAAGCUAUAAAAACCAAUGAAAAACAAAUAGCUACCAAAUUAGUAGAAUUAUUUAAAAAGGAUGAAAGAUAUGAUAACAUGGGUACCUUGUCUAUUUUAAAUUGAAGUCACAUACACAUACAUAAAUAUAUGUA
Molecule: messenger RNA, 3414 nt
Organism: Ceratosolen solmsi marchali
Lineage: Eukaryota; Metazoa; Arthropoda; Insecta; Hymenoptera; Agaonidae
Product: HEAT repeat-containing protein 6
Exons: 12
Coding region: 224-3385 (1053 amino acids)
Molecular function (GO): protein binding
Source: RefSeq, a predicted model, not a curated record